CUGCAAACAUUACUGAGGAUCCUCUAAGGUGCCACAUUGUAACAAUGAUUCAUCUGACAGCUACCCCUUCAAGUGCACUUAUUGAUGAGCCAGUGCAUAUCCGAGCUACCGGCCUGUCUCCCUUUCAGAUAAUGAUUCUUCAGGCAUCACUGAAAGAUGAAAAGGGGAACCGGUUUCAUUCUCAAGCCUACUAUAAGGCCAAUGAAGUUAGUGAGGUAGACCUGGAGCAUGCCCCCUCACUGGGAGGUGACUACAUAGGAGUCCACCCUAUGGGUCUCUUCUGGUCGCUGAAACCUGAAAAAUUUUUAACGAAAUUGUUGAAAAGAGAUGUGAUGAAUAGCCCCUUCCUGGUCCAAAUAAAACUUUAUGAUUCAAAUUUACUAUUAACCGACAUCGCUACCACUGCUCCAAAAGUCAGCCUGACUUUGGAGAGGUGGUACAUAGCACUUGGUGUCAAACGGAUCCAAGUUCGAGAAGGCCACCUUCGGGGAGCCCUCUUUCUCCCUCCUGGAGAGGGCUGUUUCCCAGGGGUAAUUGACUUGUUUGGUGGUAUUGGUGGACUGAUUGAAUUCUGGGCCAGUCUCCUGGCCAGUCAUGCCUUUGUUGCCUUGGCCUUGGAUUACUUUAACUAUGAAGAUCUGCCUUCCCAACCAGAAAAGACAUAAUUAGAAUAUUUUGAGGAAGCUGUCAACUUUCUCCUGAGACAUCCUAAGGUCCUCGAUCCAGGCAUUGGGAUAGUUUCCAUAAGCAAAGGCGCAGAGAUUGGACUCUCCAUGGCUACUCACCUAAAACAAGUCAAAGCCACCGUGCUUAUUAAUGGGCCCAACUUCGCAUUUAGCAUUCCACAGGUAUAUCGUGGUCAGAUAAGUCAGCCCUUGCCCUUCUCUCCACAAUUGCUAUCCAUCAACGCCUUAGGGUUAGCAGAGUUCCAGCACAGCUUUGAGGAAGCUAGAAGUGAAGCUAGUGAGACUUCUCUUCUCCCGAUUGAAAAGGCCCAGGGACAUUUCCUUUUCAUUGUGGGAGAAGAUGAUAAGAAUAUCAACAGCAAAGCAUAUGCUAAGCAAGCCACAGAACAGUUGAGAAGAUAUGGGAAGAACAGCUGGACCCUGCUAUCUUACCCUGGGGCGGGCCACCUGUUAGAGCCUCCCUAUUCCCCAAGAUGCUGUGCCUCAAAGAUCUCCAAUCUCCACCUAUUUAUGCACUGGGGUGGAGAGGUGACCCCACACGUCGCUGCCCAGGAGCAUUCUUGGAAGGAGAUACAGAAGUUUCUCAGGAAGCACCUUGUUCCAGUUGUGACCAGUCAACUCUGAGAAGAAAAGAUAUUCCUGAGAAACAGAGAAGCAAUACCAGACCUUCACUUGAUUUUCAUGAACAACAUCUUUGAUUUCUUACUGUGGGAGGUUAUACUAAGAGAAAGCAGGAGGGUGACAGUGGUCAUGUCUUGACUCUGGAAAGGGAAAAUGGUUUCCAUUUAAUCAAUAUCAUACAUGGAGAGUUUUAUAUUUUUAAAAAUUAAGUUUAGGGCUCUACCUGCCCUAAAAUAUUCUGGUUUAUUAUUAUAGCAAUUGUUUGGUGGGAAAAAAAAACGACCAAAAUGAAUGACAGAAUCUCCUGGUUUAUAAAACAGACAUGAGUAGAAUCAGGUGCUGAUAUUUGUUGACUUCUUAAAACUCAAAUGAAAUAUGUUUAGAUUUCUCAUAUUUGAAAAUAUGCUCAUGGUUCAUGGUUACUUCAUUUUCAUUGAAAAACUAGAGCUGGGUAAACGAAUUUAUUACUUUAAGGCAAUAUGGAAAUGGAUACGGAGGUAACGUGACUGAGUCAGCCUACAAUCGAUAAUUCAACAAAUGCUAAUAAAAGAAAAUAAAGUAAUAUUUGUGUUGAAACAUACAGCAUUUUGAGAAAAACAAUCUGAGAUUCACAGAAUUGCACUUUGGGGAGGAGCCCUGCUGGUGUGGUUUGUGUGCCUUCGGGCUGGCAGACUGUUUCUGUAAAGUUCUACAUAGCAAAUAUUUUCAGCUUUGUGGGCCAUGAAGUCUCUGUCACUGUUGUUGAGUUCUGCCAUUCCAGCACAAAAGCAGUAUAGAUAGGCCAUAAUGAACGAUCGUGGCUUUGUUCCAAUUAAACUUUAUUUAUGGACACUGAUAUUUGCAUUUCAUAUAAUUUUUACAUGUCACAGAAUAGUAAUUUUCUUUUAAUUUUUUUCUAAGCAUUGACCAAUGUAAAAGCCAUUCUCAGCUUAUGGGCAGCAGAAAAACAGGUUGUUGGCUGGAUUUAGCUCACAGGGCAUAGUUUGAUGACCCUGGGUGUAAACAAUCCAAAUUACCUUGUCCAAGGUCAGAUAUGACGCAUUUUCUCUAAGGGGCACGUCACAGCCCACAUAUUCCUGAGCUACUGAAUUGCAGUGGAUGGAAGUGGAAGGUGAGUGGGAGAUAAGUGAAGGUGAACCAGUAAAAAAGGGUUUUGAAUGAUUUCGUAGGUGUGGUGGGGAAGCCAGUGAGGAAUGAGAGUGAUAGAAGUAAUAGGAAGACACUUCAUGGUAUCUGCCUAAACUUUUUCCUUUCAUCUGCUUUCUGAUGCUCCCUCUGUUUAGAGUAAAAUCAUUCCAUUCAGGAUGAGUGAGGCUACUAGCCUCCCUCCUUUCUCACUCAGACAAGUUUUCACAUUUUCCAGACCUAGUCAAUCAGACCACGUCACUCCUUUGACACUAAUAAUCAUGUAACUGCAAUGGCUAAUACUACCUAUGCUUUAUGCUACAUAGUAACUGUGUAGGUUAGAUGCCAUAUCAUUAGUUAUAUACGCCAUAUGCUAUAUAAUAGUUAUAGUGAGUUUAAUGGGUAAAAUUAUUUUUGUUUCCUGUUUUGGACUUUAGGAAGAAUGCCUAUGUUUAUGAGAUAUGAUGUUUGUGUUUGGUCUGAUAUAUAUCCCUUGGUUUACAUUUUGUGGAUUUUCAGAACCAAGAAGGUUUUGAAUUUUUUUUUCAUAUAUUCUUUUCCCCACCACUACUACUAUAGAGGUUGGCAGGAAUGCAGAUCAAAUAACCAUUCUUGGCCAGCUUCUCUAAAUAUAACUGGUCUGAUCUCCAGGCACUGACCUCUUUUUUUUUUUAAAGAUUUUAUUUAUUUAUUUGACAGAGAGAGA
Molecule: messenger RNA, 3138 nt
Organism: Mirounga angustirostris (Northern elephant seal)
Lineage: Eukaryota; Metazoa; Chordata; Mammalia; Carnivora; Phocidae
Product: bile acid-CoA:amino acid N-acyltransferase-like
Exons: 3
Biological process (GO): fatty acid metabolic process; acyl-CoA metabolic process
Cellular component (GO): peroxisome
Molecular function (GO): fatty acyl-CoA hydrolase activity
Source: RefSeq, a predicted model, not a curated record